AUGAUGAAAUGCCUCAAGGUUGAAGAUGCGUUGUCCUAUCUGGAUCAGGUAAAAGCUCGAUUCGCCGGACAAGAUGCCAUAUAUACGGAUUUCCUUGAUGUCAUGCGAGAAUUUAAAACACAAACGCUGAAUAAUACGAAUUCCGGUCGUGCUAACUUGGCUGUUUCUGCAUUGGAUCACGUUUCCCCUGUUAAAACAUAUAGCACCAACGUCAAAUCAGCAGAGGGUGUGAACGAUUGGUGUGGUUCUGCUAACCUAUCGUCCUCUACGAGCAGUCAGCACGAAAACCGGGUUAGCGGUUAUGUAUCGAAUGUUGGUCCACAAAUGGGUGGUUCACCAUCUUCUAGGUCACAGACAUCGGAUACAACAAUCUACAGUCAAACCACCCAACAGACCCUUUUGGGAUCGAGUUAUCAAGAAAAUUACCCCAACACUGCGCGUGGUCCCUAUACCGUAAACACAGCAGUCGGUCAGUCGUCAAUGCCUUCACAUGUUUAUCAGCAACAGCAACAGGCACAAUCUUUCAAUCAUGCAUUGCUAUAUGUAAAUAAAAUAAAGGGCAAUCCGGAUGCUUACAGACGGUUUCUUGAUAUAUUGCAAUGGUACCAAAAAGAGCAGCGACAUUCAGAUCCACUCCGCAGAAAACAAGCUGAACUACAAGUUUAUCAGGAUGUUUCUAAACUUUUUGAUGGGCAAGAAGAUCUUUUGCAAGAGUUUAGUCAGUUCCUUCCUGAGUCAACAGGUGUUACGAAUGCCGUGACCGAAAGUAUUGUCGGUCGUAAACUUUCCGGGCACAUACAACCACCGGGCGCUGAUCCAAGUCCAAGUGAUACACCCCUUCCCGUACCCCAGCCCGUGAAUCGCGUUUCCGAAGUGUCCAGUUUAACUGCUCCUGUCAGUCGUCACCGGCAUGAGUCGCCCAAUACGAGCGUGUUGGGUACCACGGCUCCUCAUAUACCCAGUUCUGAAACAAAGAAGUUGAAACGCCUUGCUCCCGCACCUGCUGUUGCAUCCCUACCUAACAAUCUCAAUAACACAGGGAGUGCUGUAAAGAAACCCCGUUCAAAUGUUCGUGAUGUUAGUGUAUCAGAAGUGAACCAGUUAGCUACGGGUGUAGAUACUGCCCUUCUAUACAAGAUUCGUGUUGCUUUGGAUGCCGAUGGACCUUCGGGGGAUCAUGCAUAUCAAACUUUCCAACAAAUUCUAAAGCUUUUCAAUAGAAAUAUGCUCACAGUCGACGAGUUGCUUGGGGCCACAAAAACACUCUUCCCUCGACAUAGUGAUGUCUGGAAGAGUUUUCACGAUAUGAUCAUGCUCUCCGCACCGUAUUCCAAUACGGAACUGAGUGGGGCCUUGGGUUUGCAGUCCUCCGACCUACGGGAUAGAGAGAAACUUGAUCGUGACCGACGGGGUUCGUUCGAUGAUCCUCAUGAGGCUCCAGGCGCUGGCCACGUCACAUUAAACGCAUUCGCCGAAGAUGCUGCCCAGAAGCGCUUGGAUUUGGAUUUCAGCAAACUGAGAUUAUGCGGGACCAGCUAUCGAGCACUUCCAUCCAAUUUUCCACAAAGCAAAUGUUCGGGGCGCCAAAAGUGUCCGAUAGCCAAAGAGUUUGUAUCUUCCAAGAAAAAUCAGUAUGAGGAAAAUAUGUAUCGCGUCGAAGAUGAACGUUACGAAGUUGAUAUGGUGACUGAACUAAACAGAAUGGCCAUGCAAAAUUUGGUAGUUGUCAAGCGAAAAAUGGACAGCAUGAAACGCGAAGAACUUACUCAGUUCCAAUUGGAUGACAAUCUUAGUGGCACGUCCGCUAUAUUAAUGCGCAAGGCCAUUCAUCGGGUGUAUGGAGAUAAAGCAGGAGAUGUGAUAUGCGGUUUAAAAACUUGCCCCGAGACUGUGGUCCCAUUGGUCAUACAAAGAAUGCGCCAGAAGGAUACGGAGUGGCGCGAAGCAAUUCGUGGCUAUCAACGUUCAUGGGCCGAUCAAGACGCGCGGAAUUAUUUGCGUUCACUAGAUCAUCAAGGGGCGACGUUUAAACAGCGAGAUGCUCCCCUAAUUCGAAGUAAAACAAUGGUCAGUCAAAUCGAAGCAGUCGCAAAGGAUGAUAAGCCUUGUCAUGGUAUUACUGAUCCGAUCGGUACCAUGAUUUCUGCUUCACUGACCCAGUAUUGCCUGACCACGCGCACCGAUUUAACCAGCCCUGGUACUAUUGGUUCCGCUCUGAUCAAUGUAAACGAAGGCUACAAGGAGCCCGGUUCACCUCAUUUGGCUUUGGUAUAUCCUCCACCUGUGGUUCGCAAUGCCCUUCUUGAGGAUGCCGCUUCGCUCAUUAUACAUCAUGUAAAGCGCCAGUCAAAUACUAGUAAAGAAGACAAGCGAACCAUGAAGUUUUUGGUGCGCACGGUUGUACAAGAUAUAUUCAUGGCUGAUCGCUUCCCAAUGUCGGACGACGAGGAAGAAGAAGAUGAAGAAUUUGAUCCAAAAGAGGAAGACGAAACACCUAAAGAAGGUCCAACGGAGCUACAUGAUGGCUCUCGGACGCGGAGUGCUCUGCGUAAAUCGGUCACAAACGACCGAGAUGGUGCGGUUACUGGACCAGAUACGUCCAACACGAGGGGACCGGUCCGGCCUAAAAUCGAUGAGGAUGCUAAUGCGGAUGUGCGUUCUUCAGAAUCACCGACAGCAAACACAGAGGCUGCUGGUGGUAGUUCGGUUUCACCGAUGGAAGUAGACAGUGAAAAAGUACACGGUCCUGAGCCUGGUGCUGUGUCUCGCACUGUUGGCUCACGCAAUAAGCGGUCAAUACCUCUUCCCCCGGCUCGCUCAUACGAAUUGCCAUGUGGUGUCAGUUUACCACCGGAAGAGUAUUAUUCUCUUCUUUAUGGGAAUAACCAUUGGUUAGUAAAUGACAGUUCUUUUUCUUGUUCAUUUUACUUCCUUUUAUUCAAUAUACAAAGAUACCAUUUUCAAGAGCGAAGAAGCAGCCAAUCAAAAGGCUGCCACUCACACAAUGGGAAAAGUCAGGCAGCGGUGGUGGGAUUCAAACACAUCCCCCGGGGUGACAAUUUGGUGACUUCACCACCGGGGCGGUUUUCCAAGGUUCUCUCAACCAAAGUUCAAUUUAAUUCAAACAACUCCGAAUCUUUGUCUGUAACAAUUUAUAUGCGAAACGGAUGCGUUCGAAAUACCUGGAUUGGAAGAAGGAGAACCAUCAUAACGUAA
Echinostoma caproni is the source of this 3216-nucleotide messenger RNA. NCBI's taxonomy places the organism in Eukaryota, Metazoa, Platyhelminthes, Trematoda, Plagiorchiida, Echinostomatidae. The record is from the annotation of a GenBank genome assembly.